UUUCAACGCGGUGUGAUCAAAUGCAGUUAAUUUGUAUUGUUGUUCGACUCGACAUUUUCUAUGGUGCUCUUUUGCUGUUAUUUCUGCACACAUUUUUGGUAUCAAUUUGAUUAAGUUAUUUUGUUUUUUGUCAAAUUACGAAACUAAUUUAAUAAUCGAAUAGCAAUGGUGGAUCUAACUGAAGAUUCGAUUAAUUUACGGGCAUUGAAGAAAAUCGAUGACAACAUUCGCGAGAUAAUAAUUUGUGCGGGCCAGGUAGCCGUCUAUUAUUAUGAUAUCAAUCAAAAUGACUGGGUACGAAAGAAUAUUGAGGGGACAUUGUUUUUCGUUCGCCGAAGUAAUCAACCGGAAUAUGCAUUUGUCGUUAUUAAUCGCUUGAAUACGAUCAACUUUGUUCAGAAAAUUACCAAAGAUCUGGAGAUAAGUGUACAAAGUCCAUAUCUGAUGUAUAAAAAUAUUGAAAAAGAAAUCUACUGCAUUUGGUUCUAUGAUGCCGACCAAUGUGUCACGUUGAAUGAAAACAUCAAUCAGGCUAUGAAUUUGAUUAAAGGCACGCCAUCCAAAUUAUUGUUGAAUGGCCGAUCCAAUACACCGAAAUCAAAACAAGCGGCUUCAUCCGCAACACCCAACCAUAAUAACCAAAAUAAUAACAGCCAACCACAGGCUUCGGAAAUAUUGAAAAUGUUAUAUAAUCCAGCUUCGUUAGGUAAUUGUGGCGAUCCGAUUUUGCCACCGUCGGAUUCGAUGAAACCGCAACUGUUGAUGAAUCAUCAUUCGAAUGAAAAUCACAUUGAACCGAAAUGCAAUGAUGAUUUGGUCAAACCUAUCGCCCAACGUAGAAGUGUUAAUCUUAAGGAAUUGUUCGAAUCACAAUUGGUUCUGCAGGAAAGUUCGAUAAAAGAAAAUUCUCAACAUUGUCUUGUGGACAACAGCGAUUCUCAGUCCAAUAAUAAGCCACAAGCAUCGACCCCGUCAUCAUCGAAACCAACGCCAAACAAAAACGAAAUAUUGAUUCCAUCAUCCACAUUUAUGACUGAUGAUUUGAAGAAAAAAAGUUUGACCUCUAUUCCAUCGAAUUCAGCAGCAAACGCGCCAUCGUCAAACCAUGCAGGGCUCAUUUUGCUACCAGAUUAUCCUACAGAAUCACAACCACCACCACCACCACAAAAUUCAACUGUAAACUCAGAUAUUGUUGAAACGCAACAACAAAUGCAAAUGGUGCCUAAUAUUAUGCCCCAACAAUCGAUUCAUCCAUCGCAAAUUCCUUUUCCAAUCAAUUUCGAAUCUGGCUAUCAUCCAUUGCCGCCACCAUCAGCACCGCAAAUGUUUACAAAUUCUUUGGUCAACUGCAUUCCACCGAAUGUAUUCGAUAUUCAACAACAACAUGAGCAUCAUCAGAUGAUGCUGAAACAGCAGCAGCAACAACAACAACCUGUCACACCAAUUCAAACUGGCCGGACAUCGAUUUCCAAAUCGGACAUGUAUCUAUCUAUGGAACAGUUGAAAAAGACAUUGAUUUAUUUAUUGUCGAAUGAUGCCGAUUUUCUCCAUGCUAUACACACUGCUUAUGUGGAAAAUAUCAAAAAAUGAUGAUGUAAAAACAUGCGACAAUUGUGGAUCAUCAUUAAUGAUAACUAUCAA
Molecule: messenger RNA, 1641 nt
Organism: Dermatophagoides pteronyssinus (European house dust mite)
Lineage: Eukaryota; Metazoa; Arthropoda; Arachnida; Sarcoptiformes; Pyroglyphidae
Biological process (GO): positive regulation of catalytic activity; deadenylation-independent decapping of nuclear-transcribed mRNA; deadenylation-dependent decapping of nuclear-transcribed mRNA
Cellular component (GO): P-body
Molecular function (GO): enzyme activator activity; mRNA binding
Source: RefSeq, a predicted model, not a curated record